Molecule: messenger RNA, 9687 nt
Organism: Musca vetustissima
Lineage: Eukaryota; Metazoa; Arthropoda; Insecta; Diptera; Muscidae
Gene: Smr
Exons: 9
Coding region: 1-9687 (3228 amino acids)
Biological process (GO): regulation of transcription by RNA polymerase II
Source: RefSeq, a predicted model, not a curated record
AUGUCACUUAAUUGGAGGCCAAUUGCCGAUACCUCAACAUCAUCGUAUACCAAGGGGAUUAGUGGAGGCCUGGGGCCACCACAUCACCAAAGUAUACAACAACAGCAGCAACAGUUACAUGCACAGAAAAUGCAACAACAUCAUCAUCAACAGCAGUUGCAUCAACAUAUUCAGCAACAGUUGCAUCACCAACAGCAGCAGCAGCAACAACAUCAACAACAACAGCAGCAGCAACAACAGCAUCAACAACAGCAGCAGCAUCAACAACAGCAGCAGCAACAACAUCAGCAGCAGCAACAACAACAGCAUCAACAACAGCAACAACAACAUCAUCACCAACAGCAGCAACAACAACAGCAGCAGCAACAACAGCAAUCCUCACGAUCGGCAGCUAGUCCAUUGUCGCCACCACGGCCUGGACCCGGUUCACAAGCUGCUGCUAAUGCCUAUGCCAAAUACACUGAUGUCAAUGCUGUUCGCGAAGCCCCCAACCGCUUCAUUCUACAGAGUCCCUAUGGCCUCGGGCCGGGAGCUCAGUAUCGCGAUAGUCCCUACACCAGAAUACCAACAAUGCAAGCUGUGCAUCAGGACUAUCGCAUGGCAGCUGCCUUGGCUGGAGUGGUUCAAGGUCCUCCACCACCUACUGUCAGCAUUAGUGCAUCUCAUGGCCUGGAUACAUUGCAUUUUGCCCAUCCACCUGCGACUCAUCAAAGUGUCUCGACUGGGUCAACGCAAUUGCUUAGCAGUGCACCGCCCAGCUCGGCGACAGGAGCGAACAGCGGACUGCCCGGUCCCAGUAGUUCACCACACAAUGCCAAUAAUGUGUCAGCGGCGGGACAGCCACAACAACCACCACCGGUCAGUGGUAGUGGCGGCAACAUAAUCACUAGCGGUGGCAAACGCAUGAUGUUGCCCACUCCUCAUCGCCAGCAACCACAAUAUUCCAAUGCUGAUUAUCUUUUGGGCAGUGCUGUGUCGAUGUCAUCGGCAGCUGCUGUGGCCGUUGCGGUGGCUGCAGCCAAUGCAAAUGCCAUGACGGCCAAUAGAGGGCAUGGUGGACAGCCUCAGGCACCUCCACCAGAUCCGGGCGGACAACAGCCCUACAAGAAGCUGAGACUGAGUGAUGCCGCAAAUAGCAUCACUAAUUCUUCAAAUCACCUGCCACCUACAACACAUCAAGUACAGAAUGUCCAACCACAACAACAACCACCUCCGCCUAGUCAACAACAACAAUCGCAGCAGCAACAACAUCAGCAUGCACAGCAACAAGCGCCACCGCCGCCACAACAACGUCAACCCUCACCGGCUGUGGGUCUUUCAGCAGCUCAGGCUGCUGCAGUUGCUGCGAAUGCAAUGCGAUCCUCUUCUACUGACCACGUUGGUCAUCCAUCGCUGCCUCCACAUACGCAUUUAUCGGUGUUGCCACCGACUCACCUACCCCCGCAACCUUCACAGCAGGUUCCGUCUCAGCAGCAGCAAACAUCACUUCAACCGCAAGCGCCUGUACCACAGCCCUCGUCACUGGCCAUGCAACAGUUGAAAGUGGAGACCCAACAACUGCCUCCACCUGCGACAGUACCCACGCCUCCAAUGAACCGGGGAACCCCAACUUCCCUGGCGAUAAAUACAGCUCUGAAUGUCAUAACAAAUUCCACAACUCCCCUUGGAAGCAAAUCAUCCUCGUCAAAUUCUUCUGUUGCAGCUGUCGGCCCCAAUGUCAGCGCCUCGCCAUCCUUGCCAGCUGCGGGGAGUGUGAACGCAACGACAAAUAAUGCUCCGAUAACAUCAUCCUCAACAGAAGCCUACCAUCCCCAAGUGGAAGCGAUAUCACCGACGCUGCCAGCCGACAAUGCCGAGGAACGAGGACGCACUGCCAAAGAAGAUCUAUUAAUGCAAAUCCAAAAGGUGGACACGGAGAUUACCGGAGCUGAUAGCUCCCUGGAAUCGUUGCGGAAGAAGGAGAAGAGUUUGCUGGACGUAGUUGCCGCUGCCAAACAACAAAAAGAGAAAGCCGAAGCGGCGAGAAGAAAAGCUCUGGCCGAUGCCGAAGACGAUGCUGCCAAUUCGUGGCGCUCCCAAACAUUGGCCCAAAAAAUCUACAUGGCGAACCGUAAAACGGCCGCCGCUCAACAUUCCAUACUCGACAACUGUGGCGAACGUUAUCUGUUGCCGUUGUACAACCAGCCCAUGGAUGUAGAACAUCUGACGACUCUGCUACAACGCCACCAGACGACGAUUAAGGCACCACUGUUGGAGCACAUACGCAAAAUAAAACACGAUCGCUAUCUGCACCGCACCAAGUUGGUGGAUACAUACGCCCAAAUGUCUGCCGAGUGGCAGAAGCGUGUUGACAAAUCGGAAGCGAGCGCCAAGCGCAAAGCUCGAGAAGCUAAAAACCGGGAAUUUUUCGAGAAGGUCUUUACGGAGUUGCGCAAGCAGCGCGAGGACAAGGAACGAUUCAAUCGUGUGGGUUCACGCAUUAAGUCCGAAGCCGACUACGAGGAAAUUAUGGACGGCCUGCAAGAGCAGGCCAUGGAAGUGAGGAAAAUGAGGUCGUACGCCAUUAUACCACCGAUCAUGUACGACGCUCACCAGCGCAAAUGUGUCUAUCACAAUGAGAAUGGUCUCGUCGAAGAUAUGGUGGCUGUGCACAAGGAACGAGGCGCCUUGAACGUCUGGACAACCGGCGAGAAGGAGAUUUUCAAGGAGAAAUUCCUGCAACACCCCAAAAACUUUGGAGCGAUAGCAGCCAGCCUAGACCGAAAAUCGGCCCAGGACUGUGUGCGUUACUACUACCUCAGCAAGAAGACCGAGAACUAUAAGCAGUUGUUGCGAAAAUCGCGACAGAGAACAAGAGCCUCCAAGACGCUGCAGAAAUCGCAACAGCAACAGACUCAGUGCAUCAUAGAUUCGCUGACGACGGGUGUAACAACGAGAUUGCAAAGGGAGCAACAGCAGAAGACCGGUGGUCGAUCGGCUGCAGCCGAAAGAGAGCGCGAGAGAGCUGAACGGGAAAAGGCGGCUGAAAAGGCUGCAGCAGAAGCGGCCAAAGCGGCAGCCAAAGCAGCGGCUGCUGCUGCAGCAGCCAAAAAUGAUGCAGCAUCUAAUGUAGAAACAGUCUCCUCCAGUACAUCCGACAACACCAGCAGCACCUCCACAUCGGAAAGGACGAAGAACAAAGGAUCCAAUUCAGGAUCGUCGUCGAGUGGAAAUAAAGCGGCGGCGGCUUCAGCUGACAAAUCAGCAAACGAAACCGUGACAACGGAUACCGCAUCUUCUGGAACUGCAGCUAAAUCGAAAGCAACAACUGCUGAUGCGAAUGCUGAUAGCAAUGUGGAAGGAACAAAAGCAGCCGAGGCCUCCAAAGAGGAUAAGAAAUCUAAUGAUACGACGGCAUCGUCGUCGACCGUAACGACGUCUGGUAGUGAUCAGCAGGUUGCUGCUGCGACAAAGAAUAGCAACAAUGCGAAAACUGAUGAUAAUGCAGUAGCACCAGCUGCUGCCAGCACAUCACAAUCGACAACAUCAUCGACUGCUGUUACAACAAAUACAAAUUCAAAUCAUCCGCCCUUAUCAACGCCCAAUGGCAUUAAAGCUUCAUAUGUGGCUGCUAUGGCAGCUCAAAUUGCUAGCGCUAGCCCAAGCACACCAACAAUGCCAUCUUCCACGAAUGCAACAGCAGCUGGAGCAGCGUCCACAGGUAUUGACAACGAAGAUAUGUCGACGACAUCGUCGUCCACAAUUGGUAAUGACAAGACGGCAGGCGGCAGUGGUGUUAAAAAUACUGCUGCAACUGGAACGCCAUUGGAUGCUGCUGCUGCUGUAGCCAGCAAUAAAACAACAAGUACAUCCAAUAAUGUUACUACACCGACUACCUCAACAACGGCUGGCAAUUUCUUGGGCCAAAAGCUAAAAGUAGCACAGGUCGAAAGUCUUAUGGGUACUGGUGCUGCUAGUGCCACAGCAACAAAUAAUGACUGCAACUCAGAUGUUAGUGAUCCCAAAAAGAAACGUCUUGACUUGGACGGUUCUUCUACAACAAGUUUAUCGAAAACACAAAACAAUGCUACCACAACCACCACCUCCAUCAUCAUUAAUCAACAACAACAGCAACCUCUGUCUAAUUCUAAUAAUAAUUCAGCAACAACAAGUAGCAAUCCUGCCAACAACAACAAUAGCAAUGCCAAUAAUAAAAAUAACAAUGCAAACGAUAUCACCUUGAGUUCUGGAGCCGUAAAUCUUCUAGGAUCAGCGGCGGCGGCAGCUGCUGCUGCGGCAUCAUCAACCAAAUCGAAUGUCACGACGCCAAUUCAUGGCGGUACAUCGUUGACACAUUCCGUCGUAACAUCAAAUUCCACCACCGCAAACACAGCCACAACAUUAUCAUCGAUAUCAAAUGCUGCUGGUGUAUCGACCACAAUAUCAUUGGUGGGCGGCGAUGUAAAUGUUAUCGAUGGCAAAGAUAAACUUGCCACCUGCUUUGUUUGUAAAGCUGAAAAUUGUCCCCGCACUCGUCCGCUCAAGAAAGGUCGUGGUCAACAGUAUGGCAUAUCCGAUGAUACUAUACCAGUUGGAGCACGUGUCUGUAAUACAUGUCAAUGCAAAUCGGUACGCACCCGUUAUCCUAAUUGUCCUCUGCCGACCUGUCCCAAUCCCAAAGAUCGUGCCAAACGUUUGCAUAAUAUACCAGCCCGCCUCUAUGAACUGGCACUGGAUGUACGCGAUCCCAUUAUGCAAGAAUUCCAAAUACCUGCCCAAGCAACGCGUUGCUGUUCGGCUUGUCUGAUGCGUAUUCGGCGCAAAUUGGAUCCGCACAUUAAUCUAACGGAUGAAGAACGGCGUACAGAUGGCGAUGAAUCGGAUGUUAGUACAUCGUCGUGUGAUGAACGCGAACCCGGCGGCAGUGAUACUGCCUCUGUAGAGAGUCCAGAAAAUCCUCAGCGUCAUAAUUCGAUUGCCAAGGAUCUAGUGCAGAAGCCAUCCACUCCCGAUACCACCACGCCUUCGAGUAGUGGUGGUGGUAGUGGUACAGUUAGUGGUAAUGUAGUUGGCUCCCAAUCUGUAAGUAUCGUCAAGUCCGAUGAACGUUUGCUGCCACCAUUGGGCCAUGCACCCAAGAAACAAAAGACUUCCGAGGAAUAUGACUCCUCGGCCACAGAAACCGCCGAUGAAGAGAAUGAAAAUUCUCCAGCCAAUCGUCAAAGUCCCAAAGUGAUAUUGAAUAACACGAAUAGUAGUAGUAGCAGCAGUAAUUCCGUUGUAGUAUCCACGGCCACAGGCCUGGGUCCACCACCAAGUGCAGCCGUAAAUGGACCCAUGCAGUCAUCGGCUACUGCCGCCGACUUACAAGACUUUCUGUACACGGUUAUUGAGCGGUCGCUCAAGCAGAAGGGCCCACCUCCAUCUAAACCAUCCAAUCAGGCUACAUCAAAUCAGCUUCCCAAUUCUGCAAUGGCUAAAGCUCAGCAGCAACAACAGCAGCAGCAGCAACAACCGCCUAUGCGCUUGUCUGUCGAUUCGUCGCCCAACAAUAGAAUUCGCAACGACAUCAUGGGUGGAAGCUCGGCUAAUAGCAACAACAAUUCUAGUAACAACAGUAGCAUUGGAAACAGCAAUGUCAACAACAAUUCCAAUUCCAACAAUGAUGUAAUGCUAGUUAGAGAAUACCGGAAUGAUGGGUCCAUCAAACAUCAACCUCAGGCCCAUGGACAACCCAUUGUGGCAAGCGGCGGUAGUGCUGUGAAUUCCGUACAAAAUUUGAAUGUGCGACAAUCACAACAGCAAGGUGCUCCUCAGCCGCCACAGGCUGGUUCAAGUGCACCCGGGCAUCCAGAGAAUUUGGCCACAUUGUCAGUGGUCAACUCCUAUAUACAGGGUCAACAUUUGAUGCCUCCAGGCGGCCCCGGAGGUUUAAUUCACCACCAACAGCACGACAUUAAGGCUACAAUUACACCAGUACUAAAGUCAGGGAAAACAUCGACGCCGCCACACGUGGUACCUGGUCCACCUCCGGAUACCAUAAUUUACGCCACAUCGCGCAACAACGAACCCGAACCACAAACAUUAGAUUUGUCCAUAAAGAAACCAUCUCGUGAUGGUCCCUCGCCCCAUAAUUCGUCGUCGUCAACAUCCUCUUCAGGCGUGGGCGGUGGCAGUGAGAGUGGCGUCUCACGGCAUCAGCAGCCUCCGCCUAGUUUGGCAGUCAAACAUGUUGGCAAUGCUCCCAGCAUGUAUCGUGGUUCCGAUCCCACACCCUUAAUCGGAGCUCCGCCCAAUCACGCGUACCUUUAUCAUCCUCACCCAGCGAGUGUCGGUGUGGGUAAAGUUCCACCGCCGGGAUCUCUUUAUGUGUCACAAGUACCUGUCCCCAUGCCUAUAACCCAACCGGCACCUGGCGUACCAGUUAGUAGUGGUUCGGGACGAGGUGGUCCAUCUCAAGUGCCGCCUUCACAGCCUCCUCCAACACACAUGCAGUUGUCGAGCCAACACAGUAAAGGAGGCGUAGGAGGGGUGAACAAAAUGCCACCCAAAUUGAGUCCACAACUGAUACACCCGCCCAGUUCCCAUGGGCAGGCACCUUCACCGUCGCAACUGCAACAACAGCAAUUGCUUGUCGGUCCAAAGGGUUCCAUUACCCAUGGCACACCCGUCAGUAAUGCGGCCCAGCAGAUUAUUGUUCACUCGGCUACCGCCGGUGCUACUUUAAGCCCCAAGUUCGACAACCUGCUACGGCAAACACCUCCAUCUGGGGCUGGUGGGCCGACUGAGAACAACAAACUUGGUUCCAUUACCCAGGGAACUCCCAUUCAUUUGCCAGCCCAUUUGGACAAUAAGAGAGCCUACGAAUAUGCUUACAAACCGUCACAGCGCCAAAGUCCAGCUCAGCAACAUCACCCACCACCGCCGCCACAGUCGCAACAGCAAUCAUCGCCACAGGCCCCACCACAAAAUGCCUACGCCGUUGGCAGUUACUCGAGAGCACCCUACACCGUGGAGCAAUCUCCGGUACUGAGCACCAGGCAAAUCGUAAUGCACGACUACAAAACGUCGCAACAGAUGCAAGGACUGCAGCAACGCAGUGUGCCCAGAAGUGGCAGUGCUAAUUCAACAGGAGCCCCCGGUUCAGGAAAGGAAUCACCAUCGCCACGAAACAGCGGAAGUGGCUUAGUGUAUUACGAUAAGGAUAGAGGCCGUACAGAGUACUCGAGCAGAGCUUCGCCCGCAGAACACAGCAACAGUACUCCCAGUCCACACCGUACUCCACCACCGGCUAGACAAGGUGUUAUCCAACGCCACAACACUGGCGGUUCCAAACCACCAUCACCUGCAGCACCACCCCAAGGUCGGAUGCCUGUUGUGAUGUCGCACAAUUACCCGCCAGCCGGUCACGAUGCAUUCUCGUCAUUCGUUGAUCUGGCCGUACAGCAGCCACAAUUGCCAGUGCCCUCACAGAAGGACGACAAGUCCCCUUCAUCGUCAUCGGCGGUGUCUUCGGGCCCGCCGCCACCUCCUCAAUCGUCAGCCCAGUCACAGCAGCCGCCGCCUACGCAUCACGAUGCAAUUCGCUAUCAAAUGAAUCGUGAACACAUGGCCGUGUUGCAUCACCAGCAGGCCGCCAUGGCUGCAGCUGCGGCCCAACAGCAACAGGCUGCCGCCCAACACCAGUACCGUCAGCAACAGGCCGAUAUGCAACGGCGCAUGGAACAAGCGAAACGGGAACGAGAUCGUGACAUGCAACAGAAGAGGCAAGAACGCGAUCGCAUAGAACGAAUGCAUGCCGAACGACUAGAUCGUGAACGUGAGCAACGAGAUCGUGAAAGAGAAAGGGAGCGCGAUCGAGAAAGAGAUCGUGAGCGAAGAGAACAGGAACGAGCUGCCGAAGAGCGAGAACGCGAUGGCAGGCGGAUGGAACGCAUCUAUGCUGGUAAUGCAGCAACCGCAGCGGCUGUUGCGGCGGCUACAGGUGGCGCUGGACUCCAUUACAUUCGAGGACCACCCGAUUCAGGGCCACCAAGAUCGAUACCAGAUCGUGAAAGAGAUCCAUACCACAGAGACCUAAGACAUCCGGGCCAGCCCCCAACUGAUGGAACUUUUUCCGCCCAGAACCUAAUAGAUGCGAUAAUUAAACAUCAAAUAAGCCAAAGCAGUACCGAACCUGGCAGUCUGAGUGUCAAUCGUGAUUUGCCCAGAAGUGGAUUUCCCGAAACGGUGCAGUGCGGUGAUACUAAUGUCAAUUUGUUUUCUCAUUUCCAGUACAAUUCCCGUGACAUUGGAGCCCCUCCACCCCGACAUGCUUCCAAUGUAAUAUCAUCAUUGCAGGCGUCUGAAAACAAUGGCAAAUCCUCUUCACCAAAUGUUAUAAACAUUGAUUUGGACAACGACCGAGCCAGUGUGGGAUCGUCUUCAUCUAGCGGUGCCCCGGGUGGCAAUCCUCAACAUGAAUCCGGACAAAGUCGCAAUGCCCGCAAUAGUGGGCCACCACCACCCACGUCACAAGCUCCACCUCCGUCACAGUCGUCGCAAAUGCGAACGAAAAAUAUCACUUUCGGUGAAUUGGCCGAAACUAUUAUUACGAAUGACUAUGGCCCAAAUCCCAUGCAUUUGAGGGCAGCCCCGCAUCCAACAAACUAUAUGCCCUAUAUGCAAGAUGCUCAGGGCAUAGUGACACCAGAUAGAUGGAAAAUGAAUAGACGGGUGCAGAAGGAUGCGGAAGCUGCUGCGGCUGCAUCAAAGGCGGGAGGUGGUCCUCCAAAUUCACAAUCAAGUGUGAAUUCUAGUUCUGGUCCCGGUACACCAACAAAUAGCGGAGGCCGUUCCACUACUCCUGGCGAUGAUCGCAACAUCAUACGAAUGCCUCAGGCCGUUAGCCCCCGUAAAUAUAUGCCGGAGUUUAUGAUGCAAGCACACGAUUAUCAUUAUCAACAGCAGCAACAUGGCGCACCACCACCAGGUGCCACUCAUGGUUCGUCACUGAUGCGACAGUCACCAUAUGAUUCAGGCCCUGGUAGUUCAUCGGGCAGUUCGUCGUCGUCGGCGCCACCACCUCAAGUUGUACAAAAUCACACAUUCGAUACAAUGAAAUAUGUUCAGAAUCGAAUAGUCGAGGUAAUGCGAACCGAAGAUGAUCAUCGGGCCGCCGGCAGUGGUGGUGGACCAGUUGCCAAUGACCACGAUCACCAUCAUCAGAACGAUCACCGACUUAAGGAUAGUCAUGAACCACGUAAAACGCCAAAUCAAUAUGAUGACAGAGAUGGUGGCAGACGUUCGGCCAGCAGUGAUUCGACACAUCCCUCAAGUAUGGGUGGCGGUGUAGGUGGUGGUGGGGGCGGUGUUUCAUAUCAGCCAACGCCUGUGACAACAUUCGCAGCAACAACCUACGCUUAUCCCUAUAGUGCAUUGAAUGUACCAAGUUCUGCCGGUGGUUUGCCACCUCCGCCCCAGAUGAGCUUGAGCGCGGCUCAUCAAAUGCAAAGCAGCUCGGCAGCAUCGGCCCACAAGCAACCAACGCACAUUAUACACGGUAGUGGCGGUGGUGUGCAUGAUGCUAGUCCCAAUUCGGUGGUAAGCACAACGUCUGGCGGCGGUGGUGCUGGUGGUGGCGGAGGCAGUGGUGGACAAGGCGGUGCACCCAAUGAACCAAAACCUUUGCUCGUGGCUCAGUACGAAGCGCUGAGCGAUGAAGAUUAG